CUACCAAGUUGUUUGUGAACCUACAGAAUUUAAUUUCCUCUUGCUGUUGUACUAAGGAUUACUUCAUUGGAAUACUUACUCGUAUUUCGUAAUAUUAGCUGAUAUAAUGAAGAACAAAUUGGCGUACAAUUGUUUGGCGCCACACAUAUUAAAUUUACGUAUUGCUGGUUGUAUCCAUAUUGAUCGGAAAUCGCCAAAAUUGUACAAAGUUCUUCACAUUUGCUUCACCGGAGUCACUUUUGCCUGUAUCCUUGUUUAUACUACACAACAGGCAAUUAAACUCUUUGAGGUGCGAAAUGAUAUGGACAAAGUUAUGGGGACUAUGUUCUUGUUUUUAACCCAUACUGAUUCGAUUUACAAACAAGUCGUUAUGUUGUUAAGAGCGGAAGAAAUUCAAGAACUCUUCGAUAUCAUGAAAGGUUCCUUAUUCAAUCAAGGAGAGCCAGAUCACGAGAAAUAUUUCGAAGAAACAGCUUAUUAUGGCAAAUUAUUUCUACAAGCUGACAAUUAUAUGGCUUUAUGCACUUGCUUCCUUUGGGUUUUAUAUCCAUUUAUCUUGCACGUGCAAGGAAAGCAAACUGAGUUCGCCAUCUGGCUUCCUUAUGAUGGCAACCUCGAUCCAAAUUUCUACCUGACGUCAUUGUAUGUUUGGACUAUAACGUCUUGGCUCGCGUUUUGCAAUACGACCAUUGACGUCACAGUCGCUUUUCUCUUGGCACAGUGUAAAACACAACUUUCCAUUGUCAGCAAUAAUCUUGUAUAUUUCAUACAGAGGAGCAAAAAAGAAUGUUUAAUCACAAAGACCGCUUUUGCGGAUGUAGUUAGCGUACGCUUUAAAAAUAUAGUAAAACACCAUGUACAAAUUCUUUAUUUUGCUAGAAGAGUUCAAGAUAUUUUCGGUGGUGCUGUUGCUUAUCAAAUGAUAGUCAGUGGGUGGAUUAUAUGUACUUCUGUAUAUAGAAUGGUCGACGUAAAUCCAGCAUCACUCCAAUUUUGGUCAAUGGUUUUGUAUAUUUGUUGCAUCCUUCUGCAAGUGUCAAUGUAUUGCUACUACGGCAAUGAGGUCACACAUGAGAGUCAAAAGCUUAAAGAAUCUGCUUAUUUUAUGAACUGGCUGGACUCUCCCCUUAAACAUCGAUAUCAUCUCAUAUUUUUCAUGGAAAGAGCAAAAAAGCCUAUUCUACCCCUAGCAGGACUCAUUAUUCCACUUUCUAAUAACACGUUCGUUUCGAUUGUUAAAAGUUCGUAUUCAUUCUAUGCGCUUUUGAGGAGUACCGGUAAAAAUUAA
This is a messenger RNA of Maniola jurtina (meadow brown), 1288 nucleotides long. RefSeq names its product odorant receptor 94a-like. The transcript is spliced from 9 exons. Lineage: Eukaryota; Metazoa; Arthropoda; Insecta; Lepidoptera; Nymphalidae. Gene Ontology annotation, biological process: sensory perception of smell; detection of chemical stimulus involved in sensory perception of smell. Gene Ontology annotation, cellular component: plasma membrane. The record is from RefSeq and is a predicted model, not a curated record. Gene Ontology annotation, molecular function: olfactory receptor activity; odorant binding. Bases 107 to 1288 code for a protein of 393 amino acids.